AUGAUAUAAUAGAUUACAUAUUACAACAGAUUAGAAGAAUUUUUAAACUCUUCACUUUAAUCUCAUUAAGUUCUCCAUAUUGAUCUGAGUGACAAUGAAAUUGGUGACGAAGGUGCAUCAGGCUUAGGUUCUGUUUUAGUUAAGUGCAUUAAUCUCUCAAAUUUGACACUUUAUCUUUAUGACAAUUAAAUUGGUGACGAAGGUGCUUCAGGCUUAGGUUCUGCUUUAGCUAAUUGCAUUAAUCUCUCAAAUUUGACACUUUACCUUUAAGGCAAUUUAAUUGGUGACGAAGGUGUAUCAGGCUUAGGUACUGGUUUAGCAAAUUGCAUUAAUCUCUCAAAUUUUACACUUUAUCUUUAUUACAAUUUAAUUGGUGACAAAGGUGUAUCAGGCUUAGGUACUGGUUUAGCAAAUUGCAUUAAUCUCUCAAAUUUGACACUUUAUCUUUAAGGCAAUUAAAUUAGUGCAAUGGGUGCAUCAGACUUAGGUUCUGCUUUAGCUAAGUGCAUUAAUCUCUCAAAUUUGACACUUGACCUUUAUGGCAAUUAUAUUGGUGAUGAAGGUUCAUUAGGCUUAGGUUAUGCUUUAGCUAAGUGCAUUAAUCUCUCAAAUUUGACACUUAAACUUGGAUACAAUUAAAUUGGUGGAAUGGGUGCAUCAGGCUUAGGUUCUACUUUAGCAAAGUGCAUUAAUCUCUCAAAUUUGACACUUGAUCUUAAUGGUAACUAAAUGAAUAAAUAACAAAAAUUCAAAGUUUUAAGCAAGUGUCUUAAAUCAAAAAGAUUAGUUGUCUUUGGAAAAUAUUUCUGA
Tetrahymena thermophila SB210 is the source of this 810-nucleotide messenger RNA. Its product is annotated as cyclic nucleotide-binding domain protein. The record is from RefSeq and is a predicted model, not a curated record. Gene Ontology annotation, molecular function: GTPase activator activity; small GTPase binding. Gene Ontology annotation, cellular component: perinuclear region of cytoplasm; nucleus; cytosol. Lineage: Eukaryota; Ciliophora; Oligohymenophorea; Hymenostomatida; Tetrahymenidae. Gene Ontology annotation, biological process: nucleocytoplasmic transport; activation of GTPase activity. The transcript has 10 exons.